This is a messenger RNA of Hyalella azteca, 1029 nucleotides long. RefSeq names its product TATA-binding protein-associated factor 2N-like. The transcript has a single exon. Bases 1 to 1029 code for a protein of 342 amino acids. Lineage: Eukaryota; Metazoa; Arthropoda; Malacostraca; Amphipoda; Hyalellidae. The record is from RefSeq and is a predicted model, not a curated record.
AUGGACGACGGUAGACGGCGGGGCGGACAGAGACGACGGAGGACGGCGGGGCGGACAGAGGACGACGAGAACGGCGGGGCGGACAGAGGACGACAGAGGACGGCGGGGCGGACAGAGAGCGACGGAGGACGGCGGGGCGGACAGAGGACGACGGAGGACGGCGGGGCGGACAGAGAGCGACGGAGGACGGCGGGACGGACAGAGGACGACGGAGGACGGCGGGACGGACAGAGGACGGUCGGUGGACGGUGGGGCGGACAGAGAGCGACGGAGGACGGCGGGGCGGACAGAGGACGACGGAGGAAGGCAGGGCGGACAGAGAGCGACGGAGGACGGCGGGGCGGACAGAGGACGACGGAGGACGGCGGGGCGGACAGACUGCGACGGAGGACGGCUGGGCGGACAGAGAACGAUGGAGGACGGCGGGGCGGACAGAGGACGACGGAGGACGGCGGGGCGGACAGACUGCGACGGAGGACGGCUGGGCGGACAGAGAACGAUGGAGGACGGCGGGGCGGACAGAGGACGACGGAGGACGGCGGGGCGGACAGACUGCGACGGAGGACGGCUGGGCGGACAGAGAACGAUGGAGGACGGCGGGGCGGACAGAGGACGACGGAGGACGGCGGGGCGGACAGACUGCGACGGAGGACGGCUGGGCGGACAGAGAACGAUGGAGGACGGCGGGGCGGACAGAGGACGACGGAGGACGGCGGGGCGGACAGACUGCGACGGAGGACGGCUGGGCGGACAGAGAACGAUGGAGGACGGCGGGGCGGACAGAGGACGACGGAGGACGGCGGGGCGGACAGACUGCGACGGAGGACGGCUGGGCGGACAGAGAACGAUGGAGGACGGCGGGGCGGACAGAGGACGACGGAGGACGGCGGGGCGGACAGACUGCGACGGAGGACGGCUGGGCGGACAGAGAACGACGGAGGACGGCGGGGCGGACAGAGGACGACGGAGGACGGCGGGGCGGUCAGAGGACGACGGAGGACGGCGGGGCGGACAGAGGACGGUCGGUGA